GCACAGUGCUGGGGGCGGCCACGGGCUGUGUGGGGAGCCCCAGGGGCCGGCUAGAGACACCUGGGGGUGCCCCCGCAGACACACGGCCAGCUAGGCCCUCGUGGCUGGGCAGAUGGGGCCCUGGGCCCAUGCCAGGCACUGAUCAGCACUGGUCCACGGCCCCCGGUGCCCCUGGCAGGGCCCCAGUGAGAGGCAGCCAGGAGGGACCUCGCCCCAGGAGCAGCAAAUCCCCAGCCAGCCCCAUCAAUCAUUAACAGCCCUGGGCUAAGGCAGCCGUGGGGCAGCAGCUCGGAGUGGGGCAGCAGCUCGGAGCGUGCCCCCAGGCCCUGCGAUGGCACAGUCCCGCCGGCUCCUCGCCCCACUCAGGCUGGGGCUGGCAGCAUUACGCUGGCGCCCCCACGGGUGGGGCAGGGGGCUCAGCACCCCAGCCACGCCGGGGACCCGGCUCGACCUGCGGGGCAUCUUCUCCCCGCUCACCACCCCCUUCACAGCCCAGGGCGAGGUGGAGCACAGCCAGCUGGAGGAGAACCUGCACCGCUACGCCACGGUCCCCUUCCGAGGCUUUGUGGUGCAGGGCUCCAGCGGGGAGUGCCCCUACCUGACGCCCCAGGAGCGGCUGGCCGUGGUGAGCCGCGUGCGCCAAGCCGUGCCCAAGGACAAGCUUCUGCUGGCCGGGUCGGGCUGCGAAUCCACGCAGGGCACCGUUGCGAUGACCGUGGGCAUGGCCGAGGCGGGCGCUGACGCCGCCCUGGUGGUCACACCCUGCUACUACCGGGGCGCAAUGACCAGCGCGGCCCUGAUCCACCACUACAGCCAGGUGGCAGACGCGUCGCCGAUCCCCGUGGUGCUGUACAGCGUCCCAUCCAACACCGGCCUGGAGCUGCCCCUGGAGGCCGUGCUCACCCUGUCACAACAUCCCAACGUUGUGGGCCUCAAGGACAGCGGGGGGGAUAUUACCCGGCUGGGGCUGAUUGUCCACAAGACCCGGACGGAGGAGUUCCAGGUGCUGGUGGGGUCGGCUGGCUUCCUGCUGGCUGGCUACGCCAUAGGUGCCUGCGGGGGUGUGUGUGUCCUCGCCAACGUGCUGGGAGCCCCGCUCUGCCAGCUGGAGCACCUGUGCCAGGAGGGACGCUGGCAGGAGGCCCGGGCCUUGCAGCUCCGGCUCAUUGAGCCCAACGCAGCGGUCACCCGCAAGUUUGGGAUCCCGGCGCUCAAGCAGGCCAUGGAGUGGUUCGGGUACCACGGCGGGCCCUGCCGCGCCCCCCUGCGCCCGCUGAGCGAGGCCCAGCUGGAGGAGCUGCACAGAGACUUUAGCAUCAAUGGCUGGCUGUGAGGGGGGGAGGGGAAUGGGGGUCCUCACUCCUCCCCCCUCACUGGCACCUUCCCUCUCUCUGCUUCCCCAGGAGUCCCCAAGCCCCCCAUGGCACCCAGCCUCCUCCCCAGGGCAGAAGUGCAGCCCCCGCCCAGCCCCAAACCUCGCUGCCUGACACCUAGAGCUGGCCGAGGGGGCGCAGUCCUUCCCCCCACAAGCCCCCUGCCAUGGGGCAGAGCCGACCCCCAGGCCUCAGCGACAUGGUGGAUACCCAGGUCCCUCAAGCCCCCCACCCGGAGAGGCCUGGCUGGGCUUCCUGCCAGCUCGGCCCCCUCCCACGCCCCAGGCUGCUCUGCUCUCAGGGCCACAUUCACCCCUGGCCACCAGGGCGUCUGGCUCAGCCCCUGCUCUGGGACAG
This is a messenger RNA of Caretta caretta (loggerhead turtle), 1730 nucleotides long. It is a transcript of the gene HOGA1, whose product is annotated as 4-hydroxy-2-oxoglutarate aldolase 1. Gene Ontology annotation, molecular function: 4-hydroxy-tetrahydrodipicolinate synthase activity; (R,S)-4-hydroxy-2-oxoglutarate aldolase activity. NCBI's taxonomy places the organism in Eukaryota, Metazoa, Chordata, Testudines, Cheloniidae. Gene Ontology annotation, cellular component: mitochondrion. Gene Ontology annotation, biological process: glyoxylate catabolic process. The record is from RefSeq and is a predicted model, not a curated record.